This is a messenger RNA of Acanthosepion pharaonis, 630 nucleotides long. The record is from the annotation of a GenBank genome assembly. NCBI's taxonomy places the organism in Eukaryota, Metazoa, Mollusca, Cephalopoda, Sepiida, Sepiidae.
AUGUCGCAUAUUCAGUUCAUUAUCUAUCUAUCUAUCUAUCUUAUUGUCCUCAGUUCAUUAUCUAUCUAUCUAUCUAUCUAUCUAUCUUAUUGUUAUUUAUAUAAAUGUAGAUCUAUUUAUCUAGGUCCUCAGUUCAUUAUCUAUCUAUCUAUCUAUCUAUCUAUCUAUCUAUCUAUCUAUUUAUUUUAUUGUUAUUUAUAUAUAUGUAGAUCUAUUUAUCUAGGUCCUCAGUUCAUUAUCUAUCUAUCUAUCUAUCUAUCUAUCUAUCUAUCUAUCUAUCUAUCUAUCUCAUUCUUUCUUUCUUGUCUAUUUAGGUUCCCUGUUUUUAAUAUUGUUCCUUCUUUUCAGCAAUGUUCGUUUUCUUUCUUUCUUUCUUUCUUUCUUUCUUUCUUUCUUUCUUUCUUUCCUCGCUUUUUCUUCAAUAUCCUUUUUCUUAUUUUCGUUUUGUCUUUCUAUCUAUCUAUUCCGUUUUUUCAUUUCUACUUAUUGACUAAUUUCUCCGUUCAUCGUUCUCUUACUCUCUAUCUCGCGCUGUUCAUAUCUAUCUAUCUAUCUAUCUAUCUAUCUAUCUAUCUAUCUAUUUCGCGCUGUUCAUAUCUAUCUAUCUAUUUAUCUAUUGUUCGAGGAUAA